Molecule: messenger RNA, 1401 nt
Organism: Drosophila subpulchrella
Lineage: Eukaryota; Metazoa; Arthropoda; Insecta; Diptera; Drosophilidae
Exons: 5
Coding region: 1-1374 (457 amino acids)
Source: RefSeq, a predicted model, not a curated record
AUGUUACAAUACCUGUUGGUUUGCUUCGUUUUACUCAACAGACGUAGCGCCGACGGCAGUCUGUGCGCCACAAAGGUCAUAGUGCGAGUGCCCCGCGACAAGGACAUUGGCUUGAUCUUUGAUCUGACCGUCACCAACCGCAUUAGAAGUGACCGAAGGGAAACGCUGGACUUCACAGUCGUGUCCAACGGGGAAUGCACCGUAAACACAACCGAAGGAGAGCAGGUGCACUCGAUGGGACGCAUCUAUGGAGGAGAUUUCGGGGCUGUCGAACCAGGCAAGAGUGAAACCGUAUCACUGGUGUGGCCCACUGUGUCCCUGUACAACCGGGUGGGCAGUUGCCCCAUUUUGAUCUCCGCCACGAGUGCCCACGCCAAAGACGCGGUGGCGACGGCCAGGCAAGUGCUCCACUUCGACACCCGCUUCGAGACCCUGGAUCCACAUGGCAACAAACAGCGAAGGAGAAAGGACUUCACGGACUGUCGCAACUGGGACAAGGACUACCUGCGGAACUGCACCCCAUUGAAUUGCGAGGAGCGUUACUUUGGCCAGCGCAGCUUCUUCAACCUGGAAACGGAGCAGUGCGAUCAGGUGUCUGACUGCUCGGGACCUGGGGAAUACUAUGACGUCUUCAGCAAUGAGGGCGUUGAUCCUGGCAAUUUUGUUUCCCUGGAGGAGCUUGAACUUAUUCAAAAGGGGACGUUUGAUUCAAAUAUUUUGGACUUGCAAGGCCCUUCACCGCACCAAGAAGAACCAAAAGCCGAUCUGGCAAAUGAGGUCAAGAAGAAAAGCAGAAAACUGGCUUUCCCCAUUCGCCAUUUAUUCAAUCCCUCGACGCCAGAGGAUUGCGACAAGUCGCGAAAACUUACCCUGGCUGAUUUCAAUGAUUGCUUUCAGCACUUGAAGGAUGCCCAAUCCCAGACACCUAAGGCCUCUGAAAAUGAGAAGAAAGUGGAGAAAAAGUCACCAUUUGAGGUGCCAAUGCUGACGCAGUUGUAUUACGAUUGGUAUCUGCCCUUGAGGUCUGAUAGCUGGGGCGAAGGAGGAGAAAUCAGUGCCAUAGAAGGAGAACCAAUUCCCCAAAAUGUACCAUCCGGAUCGGAACCCCUCUUAAACUGGAUAAGCAGACUCGAUUUCAGGGGUUGGCUGAAGCUGAUCCUCAAGGGAAGUUCCAUUAUCUUAUUGCUAAUUGUGUUUCAGAUUUUUUCCACUCUAACGGCCUAUUUUCUGGUGUGCCUCGCCGUAUAUGGCUUCAUGGAACUUUACACCGUUUGGAAAUCUGACGAGGCAGCCCAAUCUUUGAUCAUGGAUUCCAGUUCUCAAACCAGCGCCUAUAAUCUUGUGACCUCAGAAAGUCUAAUGUCCCAUCGUUAAUUAAAUGUCAAUGAAUAAUUUGUAAUA